Dermatophagoides farinae (American house dust mite) is the source of this 545-nucleotide messenger RNA. It is a transcript of the gene strat, whose product is annotated as RAB interacting factor STRAT. The record is from RefSeq and is a predicted model, not a curated record. Gene Ontology annotation, molecular function: zinc ion binding; guanyl-nucleotide exchange factor activity. NCBI's taxonomy places the organism in Eukaryota, Metazoa, Arthropoda, Arachnida, Sarcoptiformes, Pyroglyphidae. Gene Ontology annotation, biological process: post-Golgi vesicle-mediated transport; small GTPase-mediated signal transduction. Gene Ontology annotation, cellular component: cytosol; membrane.
UUUUAUUACACAAAUAUACACAUUAAAUUAAUUAAUAAUCGAUUCGAUAAUUCAAUCAAACUUUUGUUUAUCAAUCGAAUCAAAAAUGAAUGAAACGAAUGAAUCAAAUUCGAUGGAUCAUGACGUUGUAUUAUUAUCCAAUGGUAAUAAUGGCCUAGAUUGUCAUUGUAAAAUUCCUGAUUGUAAUUCAUUAAUAUUUCGUGCUGAUACGGCACCAUUAUAUAAAGAAGAGCGUAAAUUACCAUUAGGCGAUCGUAUGGAUACUAUAUCAUCAUUUUGGCGUCUAGACGAUGUAUUUAAAUUUGAAAAUGUAACAUUUACAAAAGAAACCCAAACUGAACAAGGGAAAAUUAAAUAUCUAGCUUGUUGUGAUUGUGAAUACGGACCAAUUGGUUAUCAAAAUCUUGAAAAUCAAAUCUGUUAUGUGGCAAUAGAUCGAGUGAAAUAUUGUCAACCGAAAAUUGAUGGCAAUUCAAAUAGCUAGGAAUUUGAAUAUUAAAAUUUAAUUGAAAUACUUGAAAAAGUCAACUAUUUUCAUUUUUUUU